GCAUGGCGAAUAAGAAAAGUGACGAUUCUGUGUCGGUUAACCAAAAUCUGCCAAACAAACUUCUUUCAUGUUUGUAUUCUCAAAGACGCACCGGAAGACUUUGUGAUGUAGUAUUAAAUGUCGGAGAUGUUAAGUUUUCUGUACAUUCUUGUGUAUUGGCCUCCUUUAGUCCCUAUUUUAAUGACAUAUUCAUGUCAACAUCGGAAGGAACGCACGCUUUUGCAGAUUUUGAAAACAGUAAGAGUAGUCACGUAAAUGACUCUAUACAGAAAGAUAUUCUGGAGCAUUGGUCAUUAAGAAAUCCUUUGCAUUUGAAUCUUCCUCUCCUAGACUCAGGUUAUGGGAGAAGAAAAAUGGGUUGUUCAGAUUGUACUGCAAAAGUCUUGGAUUUUAUGUAUUUAGGGAAGAUACAAAUUCAGAAAGAACAUGUUGAUCAUGUCAAGUCAAUAAGUACGGUUCUUGAGGUAUCAGAGUUAUUGUUGAUCUGUGAUAAAUACAAUGAAAAGUAUGCAUCACAGAAGAGGAAACCAGAAAUUCUGAGGAAGAAGCCAUUCCCCAAGAAGUUGAAGAAGGAUGCAGGACCUACCGACGAUGAACGUUGUGUAAAUGUUGUGAAUAAUGACGAGGGUAAACAUAAUGAAGAAGAUUUAAGUGGUACCCAAAAGGGCAGUGAAACAAAUGAUACUAGAAAAAAUGUUGAUGGAUCUAAAAGUGAACCUGUUGUAUUAACAAAUCAGACUAGUAGAUUGGAUGAGGGUGUUAGUGCUGUAGUUAGUACUGCAAACAAUGAGAAGGUUGAUUGUUUAGUUUCAAACAACACUGUGGAUAGUUUUAAAUCUGCCGAUGACCCGUAUAUGUGCCACAUUUGUGAACUGAAAUUUUCAAGCUCCAUAUUAUUACGCCAACAUCGUGAAACACAUCGUGGAAGGUUACACACAUGCUAUGCUUGCAGAUAUUCUAGCUACAAAGCAUUUGAAUUGAUAAAACAUCUUCUGGAAGCAGAUCAUCAAGAAAUUGUUUGUUCUUUAUGCCUCUUUGAGGCAGAAACUCCUGAGAAAUUGAAAGAUCAUCUUAAGCAGCACAAUCACCCUAAACCAUUUUUUUGCAGUAUUUGCAAUGUGAGGUUUCAGACACGAGCAUCAUUAAAUACUCACACUCCUAAACAUUCAACAGAAAUGCCAUUUUCAUGUUCACUUUGUAAUAGAGCAUUCAAGUGGAAGCAAGGUUUACAGAAUCAUAUGGCUGUGCAUACGCCAGAAAAGAGACUCUUGUGUUCUGAAUGUGGCUUUAGCACGGCAUACCAAAGUACAUUCAGGGCGCACACACUCAUGCAUACCAGUAACAUGUUCAUUUGUCCACAUGCAGAAUGUAACUUCAAAUCUGCAAGGAAACAAAACUAUGUGUCGCAUCUCAUGACGCACAAUAAAGAGAAACCCUACCAAUGUGAAGUGUGUGGUCAGUCCUACUCUCAGUCUAAGAACUUGCGCCGACAUGCUGUUAAACAUGAUGCAGUAGCAGAAGAAUUCUUAGAGCACUGCCCUUUGUGUUUGUAUCAAACCAUGCGUCUUGAUAAGCUCAAAAUCCAUUUCAAGAAACACCAUCCCAAUGGUGAUGAAAAACUGUUGAAUCUCCAGAGGAGGAAACAUCGUAUGCCUACGUUAAAAACAAUAAAUAAUUCAAAUGUAAAUAUGUCAGAAAACAUGAAACAAGGACCAGAAGCUGUGACUGCUACUAACUGUGUUAAGAAUUCAGAACAAUUUAGUAUGGAGACACAACAACUGCAAGAAGUUCAGUUAGUCAACAGUAGAAGGGAGAAUAAACCAUCUGAAGGAAAUACUGUCAUUGUCAAUGGUCUUCAGCUGUUGCAAGAAGGUACAAAUGGAAAUGCAACAUUCAUAAUUACAGGUUUAAAUACUCGACUACCAGAGCUCGUCACUUCCAGGGAUGUGGACGAGACAUCACUGAAUAAUUUCCAAAGGGGCUCGCUGCUUUUUAAUGAAGAAGGAGCAGUACUUUUGUUAGAUAAUUUGAACACCGUUUUUGUUCCAGCAAAUGAGAAAUGCCCAUUAGUACCAUUAAGUUUUAACUCUGUGAAUAGCCUUCAUGUUCCUGAUGUCGUUGUUAAACAAAAUGAUGCUGUACAGAUAGGUAACGAGAGACCUAACCUAAAUGCAACAUUGAAAACAAUAAGUGUGGACAAUAGCUCACAUCAGCAGCAGUUACUUCGAACAGAAACCCUUCCUGCUAGCCGUAGCUUGAAUCCAAAACUUUCACAUAGAGAUGAUAUGCAAAAUAUUCCAUUGGACAUCACAAAUAAUGAGAACUUGCUAAAGAAUUCAAAAACCUGUGACAGUAAGUUAGUGUCAGGGGAUAGUUUCACAGUUAUGUUCAAUAAUAUCAAUGACUCAAGGAUACAGCAGCUAACAGCCAUCGUGGAUGGCUUCAACAGAGGCGAAAUUCCGCUCGGCGGUGCAGAUGAUUCAAGUGCAUUGAAUGCAACAGUGGGGAGUCUCAUCAAUGAACAACUGCAGGCACUAACUAACCAUAAGGAAGAUUCGACAUUAGAUGUGCUUAAUAAUAAUGUGAUACAGGAACUUUUUGCAGAUGAUGGCGCUGGCACUGAACUGGAUGUUCUAAGUAAAGAUGUUGUCCAAGAAUUAGUCUUAAAUGAAGACUCGACAAACACAUUAGACAUUCUGAGCAAAGAUAUGCCACAAGUAGAUGGGAACGAAGAGACGUUAAGUGUAGUGUUGGAUAACAGUAAUAAAGACAAAGUCCUCCUGUGUCAUGAGACAAUCACAGAUGAUGCAGACAAUCUCCAGCACGCAUCUUCAGAAGGAUCAUCAGAGUUACAGGUGAAUGAUGAUUGUGAUAACCCAGUGCUACAAACAUUUCAGUCGUUUGAAUCAAUAUUGGAGUCAUUGUCAUUACCAGACAAAAUAUAAUUUAUAUGUAUGUGUGGGUAAAAGUACACAAACAGCUACAGACUUAUUUCUCAUCAAACUGUAUCAUCGAUACAGUGUACUUAAAGAUUAAUAUCCACUGUAAAAAUAUGAAGCUACUAAGCAAACGUGACCUAAUGUAGCAGCGACUUUUUGCAUAUGAUUUUGUCAGUGGACAAGGCACAGUGGCAUUGGAGUGGAAAUGCAGUAUGUGGGUUAUUAAUAACUGGUUCCAUGAGGGCAUGUCAUGAUACAGUUUCUGGAAUCCUGUACUUAAAAUUCUGGAUGUGGGCUAGCUCAGUUGGUAUAGUGACUAGGCUAGAGCCUGGAUGACCACGAAAUCGAGGUUCUAUUUCAAGGAGGGGCAAGAUCCAGACAACAUCCAGACUGGCCCUGCGGCCCACUCAGCUUUCUGUAUAGUGGGUACUUGGGGCUGUUUCCCUGAAGGUAAUGUGGAAGGGGCAUGAAGCCAUCCACUCACCUCCAUCUAGUGCUGAAUUUAAGAAUACUGGAGCUGUACCUCCACUCCCCUAUACAUCUUCAUGGCAUGGUAAUUAAGGCCAGGGACAAGAUUACCCUUUUAAAAUGAAAAUUGUUCUGAGCCAGUUCAAUCCACUCCAUCCUUAGAUCCAUUUUAAUAUUAUCCA
Molecule: messenger RNA, 3589 nt
Organism: Cryptotermes secundus
Lineage: Eukaryota; Metazoa; Arthropoda; Insecta; Blattodea; Kalotermitidae
Product: myoneurin
Exons: 1
Coding region: 3-2945 (980 amino acids)
Biological process (GO): regulation of transcription by RNA polymerase II
Cellular component (GO): nucleus
Molecular function (GO): DNA-binding transcription factor activity, RNA polymerase II-specific; protein binding; RNA polymerase II cis-regulatory region sequence-specific DNA binding
Source: RefSeq, a predicted model, not a curated record